Pteronotus mesoamericanus is the source of this 2612-nucleotide messenger RNA. RefSeq names its product ribonuclease L (gene RNASEL). Lineage: Eukaryota; Metazoa; Chordata; Mammalia; Chiroptera; Mormoopidae. Gene Ontology annotation, molecular function: protein kinase activity; RNA binding; ATP binding. Gene Ontology annotation, biological process: defense response to virus; protein phosphorylation; negative regulation of viral genome replication. The record is from RefSeq and is a predicted model, not a curated record. The transcript is spliced from 7 exons. Bases 309 to 2528 code for a protein of 739 amino acids.
CGUUACACUCCUUUCUCGGCCCCGCCCCCCCGUCCCAGUGACUCACUAGAAGGAAACUUCUUCUGGCUGGCAACAGUAUUUGAAGAUUAGGUGCUGACAAAAAGUAACAGAGGAGGCUUCUGAGUUUAGAAGGUGUAACGUCAGAAGACUCCGGGAGUAUUGCCCUUCCCCAUACUGCUGAUCUAUAGCCAGAUAAUCCCUAUUUAGGAGUUUUUAGAGCUCCCUGUUUCUUUGAUCAAGUCCCAAGAAGGUAAGUUUUCAUUUUCUCAAAGAAAGGCAAAAAGUUGUAACCAGUGGCACUUACUGUCAUGGAAACCAAAAGACAUCACAAUGCCCAGGAGAGACGGGGGCCCUCUGGCAAGGGGAGGACUUUGGUGGAUGACAAUCACUCACUGAUAAACGCUGUUAGAGAAGGAAGAAUACAGUGGGUCCAGCAGUUGCUGGACAGAGGGGCUGAUGUCAAUUUCCAGGAAAAGGACGGAGGCUGGUCCCCUUUACAUAAUGCAGUAAAAAUGGAAAGGGAGGACAUUGUGCAUCUUCUGCUUCGUUAUGGUGCAGACCCUUGUCUGAGAAAGAGGAAUGGGGCCACUCCCUUCAUCGUUGCUGGGAUUGUGGGACAUGUGGGGCUGCUGAGACUUCUCCUUUCUAAAGGCGCAAGUGUCAAUGAGUAUGAUCACCAUGGCUUCACCGCGUUCAUGGAAGCCGCUGAGUACGGGAAGGUCGAAGCCUUGCGAUUCCUGUAUGAGAACGGCGCAGAGGUAAACUUGGGACGAGAGACAAUGAAGGCUCAAAAGAAGCUUAAAAAGGGAGGGGCCACAGCUCUCAUGGAUGCUGCUAAAAAGGGACAUGUAGAGAUCUUGAGUAUCCUACUUGAUGAGAUGGGGGCAGAUGUCAACGCCUGUGACAACAUGGGCAGAAAUGCUUUGAUCCAUGCUCUUGUGAACCUUAAGAAGAGUGAUGAAGUGAUGAAUGUCGCUCGCAUUCUCUUGGCCCAUGGAGCUAAUGUCAAUGUGAGGGGAGAAAAAGGGAAGACGCCCCUGAUUCUGGCAGUGGAAAAUGAUCACUUGGAUGUGGUGGAGAUGCUUCUGGAACAAGAACAUAUAGAGAUCAAUGACACAGACACAGAGGGCAAAACAGCCCUGCUGUGGGCUGUCGAGUACAAACUGACGAAAAUUGCCAAGUUGCUGUGUAACAAAGGAGCCAGCACGGACUGCGGGGACCUUCUUAAGUUAGCGAGGCGCUGUUAUGACCCUUCCUUGGAAAAGCUUCUCCUCAAUCACGGAGCCAGAGAUUACCACCCCCCUGCGGAGGACUGGGCGCCUCAGAGCUCACGCUGGGGGCUGGCCCUCAAACACCUCCAUAGCAUAUACCGCCCUAUGAUCGGCAAACUCAAGAUCUUCAUUGACGAAGAAUAUAAAAUUGCUGACAGUUUGGAGGGCGGCGUCUACCUGGGGUUCUACGAAGAGCAAGAGGUAGCUGUGAAGCGAUUCCAUGAAAACAGCAGGAAUGGCGAAAAUGAAGUCUCCUGUCUGCAGAGCAUCCGUGCGACCAGUAACCUGGUGACAUACUACGGGAGUGAGCGCGACAGGGGACUCCUGUAUGUGUGUAUCAUGCUCUGUGAGCACACGCUGGAGACACACGUGGCCGAGCACAGAGGGGAGGCUGUGGAAGAUGAGGAAGACGAGUUUUCCCGCAGCAUCCUCUUAUCUAUAUUUAAGGCCGUUGCUGAGCUGCACCUGUCGUGGGGCUACACUCACCAGGAUCUGCAGCCACAAAACAUCUUAAUAGAUUCCAAGAAUUCUGUUCGUGUGGCAGAUUUUGAUAAAAGCAGCAAGUGGGCUGGGGAGCCAGAGAAAAUCAAGAGUGAUCUGGAGGCCCUUGGGCGGCUGGUCCUAUAUGUGGUAACGAGGGGAGACAUCUCUUUUGAAACCCUGAAGACGCAAAGUAAUGAAGAGGUGAUUCUACAUUCUCCAAAUGAAGAAAUUCAGAACCUCAUUGGGGAGCUCUUCUGCCCUGGGGAGAAUGUGGAGAGCCAUCUAAAGGACUUGCUGGGUCAUCCUUUCUUUUGGAGUUGGGAGAGCCGCUACAGGACGCUUAGGGACCUGGGAAAUGAAUCCGACAUCAAAACUCGAAAACAAAAACUAAACAGCAGGCUCUGCCUACUACAGAGUCCUGCAGAAGAUCGCUCCAAAAGUUUUCACCAAUGGACCUCUAAGAUUAAUAAAUAUGUCAUGGAAGAAAUGAAUUCAUUUUAUAAAAAACAAAACAAAAUCCACCUAUGUUACAAGAACACUGUAGGUGAUCUGCUAAGGUUUAUCCGGAAUUUGGGGGAACACAUCCAUGAAGAAAAGAAUAAAGGCAUGAAGUUGGCAAUUCAAGACCCGUCCCAGUAUUUUCAGAAGAACUUCCCCGACCUGAUCAUCUACAUCUACGUGACACUCCGGGACACAGAGUACAAGAAGCAUUUUCCCAAAACUUGCACAACACAUGAGACUUGUGAUGGGGGCCAGCAGGCUAGCCAGCUCUGAGUGCUGUCUGAGCCUUCUGAGUUCAGCGGGGUCCUUAUCUGCUGUGUGAUCCUGCGCAAGUCACAACCCCCUGGGCUUCCUAAC